Molecule: messenger RNA, 873 nt
Organism: Australozyma saopauloensis
Lineage: Eukaryota; Fungi; Ascomycota; Pichiomycetes; Serinales; Metschnikowiaceae
Product: nicotinamide-nucleotide adenylyltransferase
Exons: 1
Coding region: 1-873 (290 amino acids)
Cellular component (GO): cytoplasm; nucleus
Molecular function (GO): nicotinamide-nucleotide adenylyltransferase activity; ATP hydrolysis activity
Source: RefSeq, a predicted model, not a curated record
AUGAACUUCUCUCAGAAACUAAAGGAGUUUCUCAGCUCCGAAAAAUCCUUCGCCGUAGUAUACUCCAGCCUCUCUGCCUCGCGCAUAGUCACAGAAAAAACCUCUCGUCUCGUAGUUUUGGACUCUUCCUUCAACCCACCUCAUUUGGGUCAUUGGAGUUUGGCCGAAAAAGCCUUAAAGUUCAACUACUCCACGAAUUCAGAUCCUCAAAUUGCACAAGUAGACGCAAUUGAUCUGGAUGUUCCAAUUGAACCUUCAAAAAAUGUUGUAGGUGACAAAAACAGUGCUUCGGCAUUACUUCUACUUCUCUCAGUAAAGAACGCCGAUAAAGCUAACCUGACGCCUGCUCCGUUUGAGCACAGACUAGAAAUGAUGUAUUUGAUGGCCCAGAAAUGGCACCAAGUGACCAAAGGUGACGUGAGCAUUGGCAUCACGAGCCACGCUAAAUUUGUAGAUAAACUGGUGGCUAUCCUUGAGCAGCUUCCACAUCCGGCAAAACUCACGUUUGCCGUAGGUUACGAUACGCUCGUGCGUAUUUUGGAUCAGAAAUAUUACUUGCCCGACCGUCUUCUGGACUCUCUUUGCGAGUUUAUGAACACUUCGGACAUAUUUUGCUUGACUAGAGCCGAUGAUCCCGACUCUAGUGUACAACAGCUUCAGUUUGUCGAUGAUCUUGGUCGUGGUCACUUUGCCCACAUUCCCAAAUCAUGGGCUCUGAGUAUUCAUAUCUUAAACGUUCCUGGCCUGAAAAUUAGUCUGGUGAGUUCUUCGCAGAUUAGAAGGGACUAUGCUGAGGGAAGAAACUCAGAAAAGGAUAGUAUUUUGGCUGAAGUCGACAACUAUAUUUUGAAAAACAAACUAUACACCGAGUGA